GACCCGGAAGUGUUGAGUGUGUGCUCCAUGUGACAGCUGCAUGACAGAGGCAGGGAUGGUGGGAAGAUGAAUCUGUUACCGAAGAGUAGUAAGGAGUUCUCCUCCAGCGAGUACUGGGAGCAGUUCUUCAGGCGCAGGGGGGAGCGGGCCUUCGAGUGGUAUGGAGGAUACUUGGAGCUGUGUGGGGUGCUGCACAAAUACAUAAAACCCAAAGACAAGGUGCUAGUGGUGGGCUGUGGUAACUCAGAGUUAAGUGAAAGGCUAUAUGAUGCUGGAUGCCAGAAUCUGACCAACAUUGAUGUGAGCGAGGUGGUCAUUCGUCAGAUGAACGAGCGAAAUGGCAAAAAAAGACCUCUGAUGACCUACCAAUUGAUGGACGCCACACAGACUACAUUUCCUGAUUCCCACUUUCAGGCUGUGUUGGAUAAGGGGACAUUGGAUGCCAUUCUCCCUGAUACAGAAGAGAAAACUCUGGAAACUGCUACAAAAUUGCUGCUUGAAAUUGGUCGUGUCUUGCAAUUUGGUGGACGAUAUUUGUGUGUAUCUCUGGCUCAAGGCCACGUCUUGGACAAACUAGUAAAUCAGUUCUCCCAAGGAGGAUGGAUGGUUCGAGUUCAUCAAGUAUCAGAGGGCAGCAGCAAUGAGUCUGGCAGUCAGUUUCCUUUACCAGUGUUUGUAUUUGUAAUGACAAAGGUACGACAGAUGCCAGGCUUUCCACAAGUCUUGGAAAUGAUGGCUGAUAAGGAGGGCGCCAAGCCUCUGCGUUGUUCAAGCCCUGAUGAACUAAUGGCAGCAGUGAAAGAACGACAGCAAUAUGCACUAAUCCGUAACCGCCUGAACCAAAAUCAGACUUCUCAGGAAGUGCCAUUAGACUUGUGUGAUGGAGAUUCUGGAAGAACCCGUUACACCUUUAAUGUGGUAGAUAGUCCUACAGUACGCCUAUCUCAUGCCAAUCACUUUGCUGUUUUUAUAAUUCCCCAGGGAAGAGAAACCGAGUGGUUGUUUGGUUCUGAACCUGGACGGAGACAAUUGGCAGGAAGCGUUGGGUUCCGUCGUCUGAUAAUCGUGGCCUUGCACAGGGAUCAGCAGUAUGAAAACAUGGAAGCUAUUCAGUCAGAGUUAACUGCUAAAGUUCUAGAAUUGGCUCCGUCAGGAUUGCCAGAUAACUACCAGAUACCAUUUCUAUCAGCUGGAGGAGACAUAGGAACCCGAACAGUGCAAUAUCGUGGACAGAGUGAACUGAGUGGGGAAUAUGUAGUUGAGGAUGCCCGAGGGGAUGGAACCAGCUACUUCAGGCGUCUUAUAUUCCUCAGUAACCAAAAUGUGGUGCAGUCGGAGGCCAGACUACUGCCAAGUGCCACCCAAAGAGGUCUAAAAAAGAAGAAAAAAAAGAAACCCCCGCCAGCAGACAAGGGAGAGACUCCGUCGUCACUUAUUAUUGACAAAAGCUACUUGUGCUGUGAACAUCAUAAAGUAAUGAUCUCGGGACUGGCACUCCUCCGCAAUCCAGGAGUACUUCCAGACCAGCGCAUAUCUGUAUUGGUGGUAGGACUGGGAGGAGGAAGCUUAUCCCUUUUUAUUCAUGACUAUUUCUUGGGUUCACAUGUUGAAGCUGUUGAAAUUGACCCUUCCGUAUUGGAUGUGGCUACCAGUUGGUUUGGUUUCACUCAAGAUGAGCGUAUGAAAGUUCAUUUAGCUGAUGGAUUGGUUCAUAUCAACAACCUGGCAGACAAAGACAAAGCUGCUUAUGACGUGAUAAUGUUUGAUGUGGACAGUAAAGACACCAGUCUUGGCAUGAGCUGUCCACCACCUGCUUUUGUGGAGAAAAUCUUUCUUCAAAAUGUGCACAAACUCCUCAAGAAUAAUGGGGUCUUUAUUUUGAAUCUGGUGUGCCGUGAUGCCAUUUUGAAGAGACAGGUGACAAGUGUCAUUCAAGAAGUCUUCCCACUGAUUUAUGCUCUGAUGAUCGAGGAUGAAGUGAAUGAAAUCCUAUUUUGUUGCCCCAAUCCUGAACUGAAAAUUAGCCUGACAGAAUUAAUGGAAUCUGCUAAAAACCUGGAGAAAGAGUUAAAGAGGCCUGGAGUUCUCUGGGAUGAGACCUAUACCCUGUCCGAAAUGUUCAAGUCAAUACAAAUAGUUUGAAUAUUCUGCAGUCUUUUUAGCACAUGGAAAACAUUGAACAUUCUACCUUAUCAAGAGAAGAACACUAAUUGGUGUCUGUAACAGAUGAGGUGUAACUCCAUUUUUUUGUUAAAAUGUAUAUAACCUAUACAAUAUAGCAUAAUUUCUGCA
Rana temporaria (common frog) is the source of this 2292-nucleotide messenger RNA. It is a transcript of the gene METTL13, whose product is annotated as eEF1A lysine and N-terminal methyltransferase. Gene Ontology annotation, molecular function: S-adenosylmethionine-dependent methyltransferase activity. NCBI's taxonomy places the organism in Eukaryota, Metazoa, Chordata, Amphibia, Anura, Ranidae. Bases 67 to 2142 code for a protein of 691 amino acids. The transcript is spliced from 8 exons. The record is from RefSeq and is a predicted model, not a curated record.